UUAACAACCAUCAUGUGAGAGUGUCUGCCAAUAUGUGGCCACACAUCUCCAUUUUAAACCUGGUCCCAGGCGGGUACCACAAAUGGGAGAAAACAGGGCUUUUGAUCGAAGUAGGCUGGAUGGAGACUCAGAACUGGGACCUGGUGUUUAUCAGACAAUGCUAUUGUUCUCACCUCUUUACCAAGGCAGAUGGGAUGUCACCAUCAUAAUAAAACGAAGUAUUCAACAAAUGGUAGUUGUUAAGUGUCAGGGCACUGUAGCUGGCGCUUUUCAGACAGCACUUCAUAAUCCUUAUGGCAAUCUGCAGACACGUUUUAAGGUCUAUGAAGGUUUAGACAUCAUCACCAACAAGGUUUCUGCCCAAGAACAGAGGAUCUGCCAGCAUCACAUGAUCAGCUUUGUGGAUCCUCUUGUGACCAAUUACACAGUGGUAGACUUCAGGAACAAAGCAACGUCUCUGAUUGAAGAUAUAUUUUCCCGAGACAAAAUUCCUAUUGUCGUGGGAGGAACCAAUUAUUAUAUUGAGUCUCUGCUCUGGAAAGUUCUCGUUAGUACCAAGCCCCAGGAGAUGGGCAGUGAGAACACAACUGACCGGAAAGUAGAGCUUGAAAAGGAGGAUGGCCAUGAACUCCACAGGCGCCUAAGCCAGGUUGACCCAGAAAUGGCUGCCAAGCUGCACCCACAUGACAAGCGCAAAGUGGCCAGGAGCUUGCAAGUGUUUGAAGAAACCGGAAUAUCUCACAGUGAAUUUCUUCAUCGUCAACAUGCAGAAGAAGGUGGUGGUCCCCUUGGAGGCCCACUGAAGUUUCCUAACCCUUGCAUCCUCUGGCUUCAUGCUGACCAGACAGUUCUAGAUGAGCGCUUGGAUAAGAGGGUGGACGACAUGCUUGCUGCUGGACUGUUGGAGGAACUAAGAGAUUUUCACAGACGCUAUAAUCAGAAGAAUGUUUCAGAAGAUAGCCAGGACUAUCAACAUGGUAUCUUCCAGUCAAUUGGCUUCAAGGAGUUUCACGAGUACCUGAUCACUGAGGGAAAAUGCACACCAGAGACUAGUAACCAGCUUCUAAAGAAAGGUAUUGAGGCUCUGAAACAAGUAACUAAGAGAUAUGCUCGGAAGCAAAACCGAUGGAUUAAAAACCGCUUUUUGAGCAGACCUGGUCCUAGUGUCCCACCAGUGUAUGGCUUAGAGGUAUCUGACGUCUCCAAGUGGGAAGAGUCUGUUCUGGAACCUGCUCUUGAAAUAGUGCAAAGUUUCAUCCAGGGCCACAAGCCUGCAGCCACUCCAAUAAAGAUGCCCUACGAUGAAAAUGAGAACAAGAGGAGCUAUCAUAUGUGUGACUGCUGUGAUCGCAUUAUCAUUGGGGACCGCGAAUGGGCAGCUCAUAUAAAAUCCAAAUCCCACUUGCAUCAACUGAAGAAAAAAAGAAGGUUGGAAUCAAAUGCUGUCAACACCAGAGAAAGUCAGAGUAUCUCCCCUGAUUGUGACAGAGAACUUAAAGAGAAGGGGUGCCCAGGGCAGAAUGAUGCAGAGCUGAUAUGCAGCACAUAAGAGACAUAUUCAGUAACCUUGGUAAAGGUGGUGGAGACCCCAUUCAGGAGGGCGGGGCCUUCUCUCCUAUUCUGGGCUGAGGAGUGCUAUGCACAAAGCCCCCGCCAUUUUAUUUCAUUUAGUGUUGUGGCUGUGAACUGUUCUCUGAAAUGGGAGUGGCAGACCUCGUGAGCUCCUUGUGUGGCUGAUGUGUCUGGCAGUGACGUAUUUCCAGAGGGAUUUUUUUUUUCCUUUGAACCUUAUAGGUUUAAAGAAAGGCACAGAUUGUACAUUUUUAUACUUGUGAAUCUCUUAAAUAGUGAAUACCAGCAUUCACUAUAUCCCUUAAAAGAAGUUUUUUUGUUCCGGACGCCAGCUAAAAAUAUCUCAUGUCCAGAUGCUUUUGUAGAUGACUGAAGUAUUGUGAGCUGCAAAUCAGGAGGUCUGGAUCUGAGUGAAUUGCAGGAAAGAACCAGCCCCUGUGAAGUGAUCAAGUGAACACAGAUAGUUCUUGGAAUUCCUGAGAGCAAGGAUCAGAUCAAGGUGUGGGACAUGGAACUUGAAAUCUAAAGACUUUGAAAUGUGUUGAGCUGCUCCUUUGUGGUAAGACACUAUCACUGGUGUCUCUCUAUUGAGUUAUAAAUCCAUAUUCUUGCUGAAAGUUAAAUAAAGAAAAAGUCUGCAGGA
Molecule: messenger RNA, 2215 nt
Organism: Oryctolagus cuniculus (rabbit)
Lineage: Eukaryota; Metazoa; Chordata; Mammalia; Lagomorpha; Leporidae
Gene: TRIT1
Product: tRNA isopentenyltransferase 1
Biological process (GO): tRNA modification
Cellular component (GO): mitochondrion
Molecular function (GO): ATP binding; tRNA dimethylallyltransferase activity
Source: RefSeq, a predicted model, not a curated record